Messenger RNA from Toxotes jaculatrix (banded archerfish), 7209 nucleotides. It is a transcript of the gene rps6ka5, whose product is annotated as ribosomal protein S6 kinase, polypeptide 5. The transcript has 17 exons. The record is from RefSeq and is a predicted model, not a curated record. Gene Ontology annotation, molecular function: protein serine/threonine kinase activity; ATP binding; magnesium ion binding. Lineage: Eukaryota; Metazoa; Chordata; Actinopteri; Toxotidae. Bases 201 to 2627 code for a protein of 808 amino acids. Gene Ontology annotation, biological process: protein phosphorylation; regulation of DNA-templated transcription; intracellular signal transduction.
AGCAAGUGUUUCCUUUGGGCUUGCUGUCUGCUACGUUUGGCAGCAAGAUUCUGCUUAUAUAUCUGUCAAGUUUAGCUCAUAACUCAAAGGCAUUUAAUUCUCUUGCUAGAUAUUUUAUUUUCUACAUGUUCCUGUUGGAAACUAGCUCGCGAGGUGAACCGAACCUUGUCUGAAAAGCAUCUUUGAAGCACGAAAUUACGAUGCCAUCCCCGAUGGAGGGAUCUUCCAGAGAAGGUGACCUGUUUACUGUGAAACAUGAGCUGAAAAAUGCCAACCUGACGGGCCAUGUAGAGAGGGUGGGCAUUGAAAACUUUGAGCUAUUAAAGGUGCUGGGCACAGGAGCAUAUGGCAAGGUGUUCCUGGUGAGGAAAGUGAGUGGUCAUGAUGCAGGAAAGCUAUAUGCCAUGAAGGUUUUGAAGAAGGCCACUAUUGUACAAAAGGCAAAGACUGCUGAACACACACGGACAGAGCGGCAAGUGCUGGAGCACAUCCGACAGUCUCCAUUCCUCGUCACACUUCACUAUGCCUUCCAGACGGAUACCAAGCUGCAUCUCAUUCUCGAUUACGUGAAUGGUGGAGAGCUCUUCACACAUUUGGUGCAAAGGGUGCGGUUUAAGGAGCAGGAAGUAGCCCUGUACAGUGGAGAGAUUGUGUUGGCUCUGGAGCAUCUACACAAGCUUGGGAUCGUCUACCGGGACCUGAAACUUGAGAAUAUUCUACUGGAUUCAAAUGGUCAUAUAGUUCUCACAGAUUUUGGCCUCAGUAAGGAAUUUGAUCAGAUGGAAAGGGCUUUCUCUGUCUGUGGCACCAUCGAAUACAUGGCUCCAGAGAUUGUGGAGGGAGGAGAGUCUGGGCAUGACAAGGCGGUGGACUGGUGGAGCCUCGGCGUGUUGAUGUACGAGCUUUUGACUGGCGGAUCACCCUUCACCGUCGAUGGAGACGAGAACUCACACACAGACAUUGCCAAGAGGAUUUCAAAGAAGGAUCCUCCUUUCCCCAAAGACAUGGGACCACUGGCCAAAGACCUCAUCCAGCGACUCCUUAUCAAAGAUCCAAAGAAGAGAUUAGGCUCAGGUCCUAAUGGAGCUGAGAACGUAAAGAAACAUGCUUUUUACCAGAAAAUUAACUGGGAGGACUUGGCAGCUAAGAAGGUGCUCGCUCCAUUCAAGCCAGUGAUUCGGGAUGAGCUGGACGUCAGCAACUUUGCAGACGAGUUCACGGAAAUGGACCCCACCUACUCCCCUGCAGCUCUGCCUCAGAACUGUGACCGCAUCUUCCAGGGCUACUCUUUCAUGGCCCCCUCCAUCCUGUUCAAGAGGAAUGUGGUGAUGGAUGACCCUGUCCAGCUGUGUGGGGGCUCUGAGAGGCCGGGCUCCGCUGCGGUGGCCCGCAGCGCCAUGAUGAAGGACUCACCCUUCUAUAUGAGUUAUGAGAUGGACUUGAAGGACAGUGCUUUGGGAGAAGGUAGCUUCUCCAUCUGCAGACGGUGCACACACAAGAAGACAGGACAGAAGUAUGCCGUCAAAAUUGUCAGCAAGAGGAUGGAAGCACAGACUCAGCGGGAAAUUGCAGCCCUGAAGCUUUGUGAUGGCCACCCUAACAUUGUCAAGUUACAUGAAAUUUACCACGACCAGCUCCACACAUAUCUGGUUCUGGAGCUGCUCGGCGGAGGUGAGCUGUUGGAGAGGAUCCGCAGAAAGCAACAUUUCAGCGAAACAGAGGCCAGCCGCAUCAUGCGCAAACUGGUGUCCGCCGUCAGUCACAUGCAUGACGUAGGAGUGGUGCACAGGGACCUUAAACCGGAGAACCUGCUCUUCACAGACGAGAGUGAGAACUCCGAGAUAAAAAUCAUAGACUUUGGCUUUGCUCGCCUCAAACCACCAGACAAUCAGCUCCUGAAGACUCCCUGCUUCACCCUGCAGUACGCUGCACCAGAGAUACUCAAAUAUGACGGCUACGAUGAAUCCUGUGACCUGUGGAGUCUGGGGGUCAUUCUGUACACCAUGCUGUCUGGCCAGGUGCCUUUUCAGUGUCAGGGGAAGAGCCUGACCCACACCAGUGCUGAGGAAAUUAUGAAGAAAAUCAAACAGGGGGACUUCUCUUUUGAAGGAGAGGCCUGGAGAAAUGUGUCCCAGCAGGCCAAAGACCUGAUACAAGAGUUGCUGACGGUGGACCCAAACAAGAGGAUUAAAAUGUGUGGUCUGCGUUACAAUGCCUGGCUCCAGGACGACAGCCAGCUCUCCUCCAACCCGCUCAUGACCCCGGACAUUCUGGGCUCCUCCACUGUCUCCGUCCACACUUAUGUCAAAGCUACCUUUAAUGCAUUUAACAAAUGUAAGCGUGAAGGUUUCCGCCUGCAGACUGUGGACAAGGCGCCGCUAGCCAAGAGGAGGAAGAUGAAAAAGACAAGUACCAGCACAGAGACCCGCAGCAGUUCCAGUGAGAGCACCCAUUCCUCGUCCUCCUCCUCCCAGUCUCAGGAGAAGACUUUCCCAGAGGGCGACGCCAACCCGCAGCCCUCCAACAGCACUCCUCUUACCACCCCUGUUAACACACCCGUGGCCCUGGGAACGGACUCUGAGCACCAAGCAGCGCCUCCAGCCUUUCACUUCUCAGAAGGACAGUGAGCCAGCCAGAGGAAAAGGGAGAUUUAGACAGUUUCAUGGACAGCAGGAAGGUUCAGACCAGUGUAGAGACAGCUCUCUUCUCUUUCUCUCUGUCCCUGGCAGCUCUCUGCCUCUUGCUCAAUUGCAUGGACGUCCGCAUGUCUCCGAAACCAAGCAUGCAGCAGGAGCGGCAACUGUCACCUCAGUAUCAAUCAAUCAGUCAUUACUAGCAAUAGCCUAUCUCUCUCUUUCUCUUUCAUUUUCACACACAGACUGUAUCAAUCAGGGACUGGACCAGGAAGAAGUUGUCACCGGUGUCCAAAAUGAAAAGGGCUGCCCUACUGCCGCAGGUCCAGACAGACAAUGGAGAGACACCUUUAGUCUCAUCAUAAAAUCCCAGCUGUGUCUGCUCCAUUUACCUGUCUUUGUCGAUGCCUCCAGAGGUUUUAAAGGGAAAGUCGUAGUGUUUACACCACGGAUGCUUUAUACUUUUUUUGUCAAGGGGAGAGAAGAAAUGCAGUGUGCUGCAGCCUAACGUAACGUGGGUCCACUUCUCUUUUCCGAGAAGUCUCUGCAAGAUGGAGCAGGGUAUUUAUAUGUGAAUUUUACAGACUGAAAUUUAUUUAUGAUAAGCUAUAUUGUUAACUUAUUUAUGGUUCAGACUGAUCUGAAAAGAAAUAACAGAGACAGUGAGUCUUUAAAAAAAAUAUUUUAUGUAUUUGUGUAUGUUGUUCCCUAUCAGCUCCAUGUAGUCAGAUGGGUUGGUCAUAUCUCUUUGUAAACUUCAGACUUCAAUGCUUCUAGUUUUUGAGACACAGUCAUGUAGACAUUGUAAGAAUAUUAUAGGCAAGAAGAGAUUAACAGCAUUAGCCACUGGUUAAUGGUUGUAAACCAAUUUGUUGAAUUUAUGUAACAGACUUUUAAAUUUAUUUAUAGAGCCUAGUGAAUUUUGGGGUUCAGCUGUAGCUGUGUCUAGUGGUCAAAAAGCCAGUUUCCUUACGUAUAAGGAUUGAAGAAGCAAAAGUGUAAACAUCUUUCUUUGUAGAAACAACCAAAUGUGGAUGUACUAUGUUCAGCCAAAUCUGUGGUUUUAUUGUUGUAUGGGGAAUACUGCUGCCUGAGGGGAUGUGACCCUACAAGAAGAAUUAUUUUUGCCUCAUAUGUGGGAGUAUGACUACUUCAAGACUCAGCACUGCUGCUGUUCCACAUGGUCUGAUCCUCAAGUCAGUAUUUAGCCCAGCACUGGAUUUGCCUUGUGUGGUGUAAAACUUAAUUGUCUCAUUAUCGCUAUGACCAAUUGGAUUGAGCAGAAUGUCCCAAAUGGAAAAUUUAGAUCAGCUUAAUGCGGUGAGGUGAAUGCGUCAGGAAGUGUGAGGUUGAGUUUUCUGAGAUCCAAGAUGCCAAAGGGCAGCUUCAAGUGGCUUCUUUUUUUUUUUUUUUUUCAGAAAAAGCAAGAUAAAAUAAUUCAGAAAAGGAAAGGUUUAUGUGCCAAAAAAAAUUAAUUGUAUCAGGUCGGGGUCACGUUUGAGCCACUGAGUUUAAGGGUGGUGAUACAUUAGGAUAUUUUUAAGGCAGUGUCGUGCAAAAAGUUGCCCUUUGUGGCACUGCCUUAAGUCUUAAAACUACAUCAAAACUUCUACUCUUCAAGUUUCUUAGGACAGACCUAUAAGAAACACUGCUUUUACUUUCAACACCAUCCCUUGCUCUAUUUACCGUUGUCGUACUGCAUGACUGAAGUGGUGAUCUUUGCACUGUGUGACAUCUCUCACUUUGAGGCAGAUAUCUGGUUAGUAUUAUGUCCCCAGUGCAUGAUGUGAAUGGAAACAUCGGCCUGUUCUUUUUUUUUUUUUUUUUUUUUUUUUUUAAAGGAGAUUCUUACUUGAUUUAUUGUGAGUUUGUUUACUUGCAUAUUUGAAUAUCCCCGAUUUGAUUCGGGAUUUAACGUUUAACGUUUGAAGUGUGAUGGAUGUAAACACCAAAACCCCUUUUACAAUAGCCUGAAUAUUGUAAUGUCCCAACCGGCGUUAGCCAAAUAGUUAGGUGAUUAAAAUGCCAUGCUCUGUUGAUUUUUUUUUUUUUUUUUUUUUUUUUUUUGCAAGUAUGUGUUAGUCUGUAUCCAUGGUAAUAGUUCUGUACUGUGUUCUGUUGUACAGGGGUGUUUGUGAUCAGUUCGUGAAGCUGCCUAGAAACAGUUUAUCCUGCUCAGUUAGGAUACACAUUCUUAGUUGGACUACUGUGUGCAUUUAAACACACUCCCUCAUCUUCUUCCAUUUUAAUGCACUCUGAAUCUGAACCAAAGCAUUAACUUCAAGGUAGCUGCUCUAAGCUGCAUGAGAUAUUUCCUUUCAUGCAAAUAUGCAAUGAAAUGCUUCAUAUAUCACAGUUUCUGUUUGUUUUGUCCAUCUGGUGAAAUAAUUUAGUAUUUUCUAGCACAGAUUCUUUUGUAACAGUCUGUUUCUUUGGAGAUUCUUUACGGGAUCUGUAAUAUCCAUAUCCAGCACAUUAUCAUGCUUAAAACUAUGCAUCUAUUUUCGCUGUCGUGUUGCUUUUGCCAUUUCAAGAAGACCUCACCAAAUGGCUUCAAAUGUAGUGCUUUAAAAGGCGUAACACGAUGUACAUAUACUGUACUUUUACUCCAGCAGCAUCAGCCACAAUAGAAGUAGUAAAGUAGGAUCCAUUGCCCGGAUGAAAAGCUGGAAUUCUUGGAUCUAAACACUACAAAGCUCUUGUCUAACGUAGUUCGCAUGAGUUCCCCCGUUGCUGCCUCAUUAAGCCUCUUUUCUUUGUUUGGGUGUAUUAAUAGCUCAAGUGGAGGAAGAGGAAGAGUGUCCUAUAUUGAGCUCCCCUCUGGGAGCCAGGCUCUAUUAGCUGAUGUGCUGCAGUGCUGUUUGUUCCAAAGAAAAUACCGUACUCCACUCACUGCCUCUGUGGGACCCAGCUCACUUUCUUUGUAGGGAAAAUACCAGUGUAUCACAGGAAAGGGUUGGUUUAGUACCAGCAUCUCUUGGGGCUGAUUUUCUAACUAGGUCCCCCCCACCCCUCCUUUGAUGAACAAUCAGUGUGCAGUUUGCCAUUCUUGAGCAAAGAGGGAGGGAGAUCUGAGGUCCUGUUGUCUUUGGUACAUUCUUGUGUCCUGGAAUUUGAAUGAAAGUUCUUUGAGUGCAUACAGUGCUUCCUCGAUUUUUUAAGGUUGAAAGCACCCCACUUGAUGAGCUAAACCUUUAUACCUUCUUGCAACCUUGAUUAGAGAGCUGAUAGAUCGAACUGUUUUGUGUAAACCAGCGACUCUUGUUGUACAUUUUAGAGUAAAGGGAUCAGGCUCGGGAUGCUCCUGUGUGCUGUUGUACCUCUGUGAGUGGUUUCAUGUACGUGCUUAAGAGACAGAUGUGCUUGCCAGAGCUGAAAGUGACAUUUUGCAUGGAAAACAACACCACUUAGUUAGGUGCAUGCGGUUGUCUUUGAAAGUGAUUUUGAACAGAUGUGGCUGGUGUGGUUCUUUUUGGUCAGGUCUUAGUAGGGAGAUCCCAUGGAGCUGUCCACGGUGCUGAAAUGGCCAAACCUCUGGUUGUUAACAGUUACAACAAUAUGACCCUUUAAAGCAGUGAUUCCCAACCAGGAGGGAACUCAGGGGGAACUUAGAAGAAUUGUGAAGUAAAUCAGCUAAUUUGGGAAAAAAAGUAGAACGCUUAAGGAGGAAAAUAAAUCCACAGAUAGUAUUACAUGCCUGUAUGUAGGAUAAUUGUCACAUUUUCCAAUAAACCACCGGUUGUGAAAAUCUGGCUGCGUAGUCAGUUGUUACAUUUUCUAGAUAAACGGUUGAAAUGACCAGCUUCUACCACUCCAAUUGGUAGCGAAUGUAUGAAUGUAAAUUUGACCAGAUAAGUAUAAGAAUAUACAGUUUUAUAUAGUUAAUAAUUUAAAGUAACAUCCAGUUUAAUAAAUAAAGUGUGUGUACUUCGACAAAAAAACUAAACAAAACACUGCUCUAAAAGGUCUGUUCCCUAAAAAUUACAAAAUCAACCAAACAAACAAAAAGAAAGAGAAAAUAUGGGUUUUUGGGGAUAAUUCAAACGGACUGAGCAUUUAAUUUUUCUGUAUGGGGAAAUUCUUUUUUCCCCCUCUUUCCAGAGAGGCCAAAGCACAUGGUCAGCUACAGAACUGUCGACUUGCUCGAAGACUCUCUAGCAAGUUGGGUGCUUGUUGACAUGUUUACAGCUUUAUUUAGCCAGUAUUGAUCUAUGUAAUGUUGGUGACAGACAUUAAUGCUACAUGAAAAAGUUAAAAGUUUUUAUGGUUAUAUUUUUUUGGGAAGGAAACUUUGAUGCUUUUGUGUACACAUCCUGCCAGUUUAGGCAUCAUCAUCAUCAUCAUCCUUGUCGUCGUCAUCACUGCUAUCAUGUUCAUGCAUGUGCUACUGCUUGAUUCCUGUCAACCUUUUAAUCUUGUUUGAUUCAUAUCAUUACUGAAGCGUGUCAAAAGUACUGUAGCAGUGAAUCCCUUUGAGAUUGGUCAACGUUAAACUGUUUCAAAACACGCAAUCAAGCUUUAAGGGCAAAAAUUUGCACUUGUAUGUUAUUUUUAUCAUGCAAUUUAUUUUUCUUUU